Bombus huntii is the source of this 2749-nucleotide messenger RNA. RefSeq lists its product as uncharacterized. The coding region runs from base 997 to 2280 and encodes 427 amino acids. Gene Ontology annotation, biological process: sensory perception of smell; detection of chemical stimulus involved in sensory perception of smell. Lineage: Eukaryota; Metazoa; Arthropoda; Insecta; Hymenoptera; Apidae. The transcript has 4 exons. The record is from RefSeq and is a predicted model, not a curated record. Gene Ontology annotation, cellular component: plasma membrane. Gene Ontology annotation, molecular function: odorant binding; olfactory receptor activity.
UCCCAAAUGUGAUGCUGGCGUUCUACUUGGAAUUUACACAAUCUAUUUAAUAUUCUUAGUGAAAUCGGAUAUUCAUUGUUGAAAUAAUUUGAAUUAUUUUAAUAUUAAACUUUACAAUAUACAACAGACAGAAUAAUACGGUAAACGAUUGAAAAUUGGAAAAGUGACAUUAAAAACUGGAUUGAUGAUUGAAUUCUAGAAACGAUACACGACAGGAUUUUAACCUUUCGUUUUUUUCCCAUACUUACAUUUUUCUUCUCUUCAUUAUCCACUAAAAAAAAGAUGUUAAUCUUACAUUUUCAGACAUAUAAAAUAGUAUUACUGGAAAUAUCCCUAAAACAUCUCCGUCCCUUUUCAUAAACCUCAUCGCGUAUAAUUAAAUUCUAAAGCUGCUGCUAACAUAAAAAGUUACCAUAUAAUUUUCUUCAAACAAAGCAGACAUCCAUUGCACAAGACACUCGACAGGCAAACUUGGAAAAUGUCGCUAUUAGUUAAAUAUAUAUAUAUAAAGAUUCCAACAAUUUAAAACACUGAUAGUGUGAUAUAUGUAUUCAACACAAAGUAUAAUACGUUCUGACAUACAGUAGUACAAUAUAUAUAUUAUAAUUUGAAAUAUAUAUCUAACAUAAAAAUAUUAAUUCAUAGUUCACAUCAUACGUCAUUUAGGAACCAUAAUAAGAUAUGUCAUCACCUAUAACAAAAUUUAAAAAGUGGACUACAACAAACUUAUUAUUCGAUCACACUACUUCUGCGCUCUGUAACUACACUCAAGCACCACAGUUCACCUCCAACAUGCGAGUACAGAACCUAUAAAAGAUGAAAAAACUUGCAUGCUUAAUAAUCACCGAAGAAAGUUUCCCCUACGAAGCCCCCUCAUUCACGAAGCAUGUGGAGAAGUUCAUCGAAACGGAGAAGCGCGCGCUUGCGUUCUGACAGUAUCGUGUUGAAAGUUUCUAUCCUAUCGGCCAGUCGACAGUGUGCACUAGAGCUGCCAGUAUGUAUGAUCGAUCAUACACUAUAGUUGACGAUCAACUAAAAAAUAACCAUUACCAAAACGACAUACAUUACACGCUGCAGAUGUGUCAAUGGCUGUUGAAGCUGAUUGGAAUAUGGCCUCUCCUUAACAAUCAUACUAGCAGACUCGAACAGCUCCUCUCAAUCGUACUCAUGAUCACGUGCUACUCCAGCAUAUUCUUCAUCAUCUUGCCAUCUGGUCAUCAUUUCUUCUUCGUAGAGAAAAAUUUAUAUAUGAAGAUGAAAAUGCUCGGUCCGGUUAGCUUCUGUGUAUUUGCAACAGUUAAGUACAGUUACCUCGCCCGAAAAGGAGCCUUCCUACAGAGGUGCAUCCGACAGCUCAAAAAUGACUGGAAGAGAGUGCAGGAUCCGAGUCAUCGGGCGAUUAUGUUAAAAUACGCGGGCAUUAGCAGAAAGCUUAUCACCAUGUGCGCUGUUUUUAUAUAUACAGGUGGAAUGUCCUAUCACACGGUGGCGCAAUUCUUGUCCAAGGAGAGGACUAGAGAAAAUUACACAGUUAGACCAUUGGCGUAUAUCGGUUACGACCCGUUUUUUGAUACGCAAUCCAGUCCUACGUAUGAAAUCGUGUUCUUUCUUCACUGCUUCGCUGCUAUGAUUAUGUAUAGCAUCACCACGGUUGCAUAUGGUUUGGCUGCAGUGUUUGUUACUCACGUUUGUGGCCAGAUUCAAAUACAAAUAGCAAGAUUGCAGAAUUUGGUGGAGAGCAAGGAUCGUGAUCUCUUUAGUGUGAUUGUGCACGAUCACGCGGAAACAUUAAGGAACAUCGAAGAUGCUUUGUAUCAGAUAUGCUUAACAGAAAUCGUAGAAUGCACGAUUUGCAUGUGUAUACUGGAAUAUUACUGCUUAAUGGAAUGGGCAAACAGUGAUCUAAUCGCUACAUUGACUUAUAUGACUCUGUUGACCUCCUUCACAUUUAAUAUAUUUAUAUUUUGCUACAUAGGCGAACUUCUCACUGAACAGUGUAGCCAAAUUGGUACAACUUCCUACGAAAUCGAAUGGUAUCAGCUGCCAGCUAAGAGAGCUUACGACCUAAUUCUACUGAUCUCUAUAUCUCAAUAUCCACCGAAACUAACGGCCGGUAAAAUUAUUGAAUUGUCUCUGAAUACUUUUAGCUCCGUAAGUUCUUAUUUUUUAAAUAAUUUUAAUAUUAUGACACAAUUAAAUCAAAAUUUUGUACUUUACUAUUUCCAGGUAGCAAAAACGUCGCUAGUUUAUCUCAAUCUACUUCAAACAGUUACAGACUAGUAAUGAAAUGUAUGAUUUUUGACAAUACUACCAUGAAAUAAUGUUAGUCUAUUCCUGAGUACUUACUUUUCCAGACAUUCUGUCCCAAAUGGGAUGCUGAAGCUGUACCUGAAAUUUACAUAAUUUAUUUAAUAUUCUGAGUGAAGUCUCCAAUUUAUUAUUGAAAUAAUUUGAAUUAUUUUAGUGUUAGACUCUAAAAUAUACAACGGAUUAAAUUAUACGAUAAACGUUUGAAAAUUUGAAACAUGAAAUUAAAAACUGAAUUAGUGAUUGUAUUUUAGAAAGGAUAUGCAACAGGAAUUCUAACUUCUGUUCUUUCUUUUUCCCAUACUUACAUUUUUCUCCUUUUCAUAAUCCAUUAAAAAAGAGAUCUUAAUCUUACAUUUCCGGACAUGUAAAUUUCUGAAAAAUUUCCUCCAAAAUAUCUUUGCCUUUUUUAUAAUCCAUAAGGUGUAUAAUAAAAUUCUAU